AUGAUCUCCCCCGAGAACAUCCCCCUCCCGCCAGACGACCCCGUGUCGCCUCAGUCGGCCCAUCCGCUCACCUCAUCCACCAGCGGCUCUGCGGGGACGUCGCCCAGCUCCAUCUUCCAGCAUGGCUCGUCGACGGGCAAUCCGUCGUCGGGCAGCCAGACGCCCGUCCAGAUGGACACGGACUCCAACGGCAACAAGAACCGCGACUCGACCGUCCCCGCCGCAUGUCUAGCCUGCCGGAGCAAGCAUCUCAAGUGCGAUGGCCAGAACCCUUGCGCCCGCUGCCUCUCGUCUCAGAGCGAGUGCGUCUACGUCGCAUCGCGCCGCGGCUACAAGGGGCCUCGGCGUGGCACGGCGCAAAACCCGAACAAGCGGCAGGCGACGUCGCCACCCGACGCCAACGGCGGCGCGCCGUCCGACUGCCCCAUGCUGUUGGGAUCGCGGUCCGGCGCUGCCGCCAUGGAAGGCAACGGCUAUCCCGCCGUCACCAUGAUGCCCGGUGCUCUUCCGCCGCAGCAGGCCCAGCAGCAGUACACGCCCGGCCCCUCAGGCAUGCAGUUGUACAAGUCCUACUGCUCCGUCAAUGGCAUCGAUCCCGUCGCCUUUGCCGUCUCCCAUCACAAUGUCGGCCAGCCCAUCCCCGUCAAGAGCGUACCCGAGCGCUGCCUUGAUGCCUAUUACCACUACUUCUUCGGCUCGCACCCCUUCGUCCUGCCGCGCGAGCACCUCCUGCGCCUAUCCAAGAGCGGCGUCAUGGAGGUGGUACUUGCGGCGAUACGCUGGGUCGGCUCCAUCUUCAUCGACGUCGGACCAGCCGUCCGCGAGAGUCUGUUUGAGGAGGCGUACCGGCUCAUUUACGACCCGUCCACGCCUCGCGAUGGCUUCAUGGUGCAGGCCAUGAUGCUGCUCAUCGUCGGCCUCGACGGCUGCUGCAAGCAGGAAAAGGCGCGCGCCAUCCUGAGCGACGUAGAGCGCCUGGCUCUCGAAAUUGACCUCAACACGCGGCCGUUUGCGACGCUCCACGGCCAGGGCAUCCCCGUGCUCGAGGAGAGUUGGCGACGGACGUGGUGGGACCUGUUCAUCAUCGACGGCAUGAUUGCCGGCGUCCACCGCGUCACCAACUUCCUUCUCUUUGACGUGCCCGCCGACGUUGCCCUGCCGUGCGAGGAGCACCAAUAUCUCUCUUCUAAUAUCCCCAUCCCCCUCUAUCUCGAAGACCUCGAAGACCGCGACUUUUCCGACGAGGACCGCGAAUUCUCCUCGUUUGCCUACCGCAUCCUUUGUGGCCGCAACCUGGGCAAGUUUAUGCGCACGCCGCCCAUCUUCGGCCCCGAAGACGAAAACAUGGCGCGCAUCGAGGCGCUGCUGACCAACUGGCGGCUGCAUCUGCCCAAGACGAAGCGCGACGCGCUGCAGAGGGACGGCAAGCUCGACGAGAUGAUGUUCCAGGCGCACAUGAUGAUGCACGCCACGUCCAUCCUCCUGCACCAGCCGCACUCGCAGCUCGACACGACACCGACGCAAAACAUCAACUCGUGCGCGCCGCACCAGAUGGUGCCGGCGGGCGACCUCUUCAACACGCACACCAAGCACACCAUCGAGUCGGCGUCGGCCAUCAGCGAAAUGAUUACGCACCGCGUGCCGCUGCUGUCGCACACGCACUUCUUCACGUGCGUCAUCACGCUCUCGUCAAUUGUGCACCUCAGCCGCUGGGCGCUCUUCUUCAUCCCGCAUGACGAUGACGACCUGCGCCAGCAGGUGCGCCUCAACAUCGGCGCGCUUAACCGGCUCGCCGAGGUGUGGGGCGCCGCGGACCGGGCGCGGGGGCAGGUCAAGGCCGUGGCGCAGGAGAUUUACCAGGCCAAGAAGCAGCAACGCCUCAACUCGCAGUUCUGGGUUGGGCUCACGCAGGAAGACAUGCUCAACACGAUUGCCACCGACGACUCCAUCAUUAGCGAGAUUGAGAGCUUCCAGGUGCCGCCCAACCUGUUGGGCUAG
Purpureocillium lilacinum is the source of this 1998-nucleotide messenger RNA. RefSeq lists its product as uncharacterized. Gene Ontology annotation, biological process: regulation of DNA-templated transcription; DNA-templated transcription. Gene Ontology annotation, molecular function: DNA-binding transcription factor activity, RNA polymerase II-specific; DNA binding; zinc ion binding. The record is from RefSeq and is a predicted model, not a curated record. Lineage: Eukaryota; Fungi; Ascomycota; Sordariomycetes; Hypocreales; Ophiocordycipitaceae.